UUGCAUCGCGCUCAUAUAUAUGUGGGAUUAUUUCUCUGUUUAUUUAUGUAUUUUUUGUAACGUCGCAAAUUUGAGUUAAGACACGAGCGACGGUGAUUCGACGAAGAUCAUUGAACAUUGUGUCGAGCGACGAGUCUUGCGAUCGAUACCGCAAUCCACAUGAGCUGUGAGUGAUCGUUAGAAUUCGAGUAAAGGAUCGACAUUUCAAGUAUCUUACGUAGUGAAUGUGAUUCGCCGACGAUGGCUAGUGCAACUGUAAUAAAGGAUAUCCUUGGAAUCGGCAAGAAGGCCAGUAACGGCAACAAUCCAAGAGUCAAGAGCAGCAGCAGCAGCAGCAUCGGCGCUACGGACGCUGUGCAAGGUCACCCGCGACGCGACGAAGACAAGGUGGACGGCCCGGUGAAAACGACGUUGGCUGCUGCCGCCAGUUGCAGCAGCACCAGCAGCCACAGCAUUGAGAGCCAGCAGCGAACAACGAGAGGCAGCAGCCGCAAGCGCAAAAUGUGUGACAGCCAAGCAGGACCCGAUUCCUGCUGUCUGUCGCUGCAGAAUGGAGCCGUACAGCCGCUUCUAACCGAUCUGUACCAAAUAACGAUGGCCUACGCCUACUGGAAGAACGGCAAGAUGAAGGAUCACGCCGUCUUUGAUUUGUUUUUCCGUCGGAAUCCUUUCCAUGGCGAGUUCACCAUUUUCGCCGGGCUUGAAGAGUGCCUCAAAUUCCUCGACAAGUUUCGUUACACCGACAGCGACAUCGAAUAUCUUAGAUCGACCAUGCCGACUUCGGUUGAACCAGAAUUUUUUGACUUUUUGAAAAGUCUUACUGCUAAUGAUAUUUUGUUGUAUGCUGUCGAAGAGGGAUCGGUAGUGUUUCCAAGAGUACCACUUUUGAGAGUCGAAGGACCAUUAAUCAUGGUGCAGCUUUUGGAAACAACUUUGUUAAACUUGGUCAACUUUGCAAGCUUAAUGGCUACAAAUGCAGCUAGAUACCGAAUGGUAGCUGGAAAAUCUGUAUCUCUCUUGGAAUUUGGUUUACGCAGAGCUCAAGGGCCUGAUGGGGGUUUGAGUGCUUCAAAGUACAGUUACAUUGGUGGCUUUGAUGGAACUAGUAAUGUUCUUGCUGGAAAAUUAUACCAAAUACCUGUCAGUGGAACUCAUGCUCAUGCAUAUAUUAUAUCAUACACUAGUUUUAAUGAUUUACACACCAAGAUGCUAGCACAUAAAGAUACUGGAGAGGAAAUAGAUAUAUUGGAACUAGCUUGUGAAUAUCGGGAUCAAAUUGCUACAGAUGUUGGUGCUAUAGCAUCUGAAGCUUCUGAAGGAGAGCUUGCGGCUCUUAUUAGCUAUGCCAUAGCAUUUCCAGAUGGAUUUAUGGCUUUAGUAGACACUUAUGAUGUAAAAAGUGUAACGUCAGCCAAGCGGCAAGCAAAUGUAGACAGCCUAAAACUAACGAAAAAAGCUCUAACUAACGGCAAUAAUAAGAUAUCUCGUACUACUGUCGCGAAACACGAUUCAAAUUUAUCAGCCGGAUCGACUUGGUCUGACAAGAGCGGCUUAUUAAGACACGAUGAAUUGGGUGAGCUCUACGUAAGGAGUGGUUUGUUAAACUUUUGUGCAGUAGCUCUAGCUUUGCACGAUAUUGGUUAUAGAGCUAUUGGAAUAAGAAUAGAUAGUGGAGAUUUGGCUUAUUUAAGUCAGGCUGCUAGAGAAAUAUUCUCUAAAAUUGCUAAAAAAUUUGACCUACCAUGGUUUGCAAAGCUGACAAUUGUUGCUUCUAAUGACAUCAAUGAAGAAACUAUUGUCAGUCUGAAUGAACAGAAUCAUAGGAUAGACUGUUUUGGUAUCGGGACGCAUUUAGUAACAUGUCAGAAGCAGCCAGCCUUGGGUUGUGUUUAUAAAUUGGUUGAAAUUAAUAAUCAACCUAGGAUAAAGUUAAGUCAGGAAGUUGGAAAAGUAACUAUGCCUGGUAGAAAAGCUGCCUAUCGAUUGUAUGGAGCUGACGGACAUGCAUUAAUUGACUUACUCCAAAGAGUUGAAGAAGAUGCUCCAGAAGUAGGACAAAAGAUUUUAUGCAGGCAUCCUUUUGAAGAGUCAAAAAGAGCCUAUGUAAUUCCAUCAAAAGUAGAGGCUCUCCACAAGUUGUAUUGGGAAAAUGGUAAAAUCUUGUACAAACUCCCAACUCUUCUGGAAACUAAAAACAGAGUAAAGGAAUCAUUAGCAACUCUUCGUAAUGACAUUAAACGAAAUCUCAACCCCACACCAUAUAAGGUAUCAGUCAGUGACAACCUGUACAGUUUUAUUCAUGAUUUAUGGCUCCAAAACGCUCCAAUUGGAGAAUUGUCUUGAAUAUUCAUGAAUGUACUUACCAAGACAAUUUUUUUUGGUCUUACUACUCUACAGACAUAUUCUAUUGAAGUGGAAGGUAAAUUGUAAAUUUUAAAAAUAAUGGAGUUAACAGAAAUAUUGUGGCUUGAUAGUAGGACAAAUUAUCCUUAUAUAGGGGGCCUUAUAAAAAAAAUGUAAUUAGUAGUAGGUUUUAUGGCAGUAAAAUGUGUUAUUUUUUGUAACUCAUAUUCAUGUGAUUUUGGUAACUUAUUGUACAAAAUUCAGAUCAAUAUUACAUACUAACGUUUGUUGAAGCUGUUAAUUUUAUGUCAUGUAUUUUUAUAGAAAUCUUUGGUCAAAUCUUUGACAGAUGAAAUUAUUUUAUGUAGAUUUUACAACCAAAAUUAACUAAAAAUAUGAAUUUAUUACGAUUAUGUAAAAUAAAUGUAAUAUAGACAUGUAGUUUACUACAACAUGUACAAAUUUAUGUUGACGGCUAUUAUUUUUAAUAGUAAGUUAGUACAUGUUAGUAUUGUGAUAGUAAUUGUUGACUAUUAUGAUUAUAAUGUGCAUAUUUGAAAAUUGUUAGUCUUACAUCAAUUAUAUUGAUGUAAGAAUAUUUCUCUGAAGUUAAUGAUUUUUUAUACUUUUCACGUAAAAUUAUACAUUCCUAUUACCUUAUUUUUUAUCAUCGUCUAAGGAGAUGUGCAUAAUCCUGUUGUAAAGAUUAUUCUAUUUGUUACAAUAAUUUGU
This is a messenger RNA of Trichogramma pretiosum, 3075 nucleotides long. Its product is annotated as nicotinate phosphoribosyltransferase-like. Lineage: Eukaryota; Metazoa; Arthropoda; Insecta; Hymenoptera; Trichogrammatidae. Gene Ontology annotation, biological process: NAD+ biosynthetic process. The record is from RefSeq and is a predicted model, not a curated record. The transcript has 12 exons. Bases 241 to 2343 code for a protein of 700 amino acids. Gene Ontology annotation, molecular function: nicotinate phosphoribosyltransferase activity.